AUGGUUGCCGAAUCCUCCGUUUCCCUAACCUUUUCGAAUAGAGAACUCCCUCUCCCGCACGCUCCUCUGCUUGUUGUCGAUAGCGCAGGAAGUUCCACUACCCCACCUCCACCUCCUCCCCCACGGCAACCCGUUGUCAGACAUCUCUCGGCGCCUGCGGAAUCACUCCAUUCCCCCCUGAGGCACCACCGACGCGCAGCUUCCGUCGGGAGACCACCUGUCCGAGAAACCCUAAAUGCGAGUCUAUCGUACGAGGAUGAGGAUGGAAUUAGAGUAAAUCAGUACAACCCCCUCCCCCUAGCGUUAUCGUACUCUUCCUCCCAUUCUAACAUCCGCCAAGGUAUCUCAUCAAACAAGAAAUUGGAAGAGGUUCUUACGGUGCGGUUCACUUGGCAGUGGAUCAAACCGGUCAUAAAUUUGUACAGCUAUCAAAACACCAUCGGCUUGCUCCCUAAGCUAACUAUACUUUCUCCCCAGGCGGUUAAAGAGUUUUCCAAGUCGCGGCUUCGGAAAAGAUCGCAGUCUCAAAUUCUAAGGAGACCCCACCAUGCCCGCAGGAGAGGUGGAAUUUUGAGCAUGCCCCCUGCCUACGGGCGAUCUGCUUCCGAGAUACACAGACAGGAGGAGGCUGGUAACCCCCUCUACCUCAUCCGGGAGGAGAUUGCAAUUCUCAAAAAGCUUGAUCAUGAAAAUGUGGUGCACUUGGUUGAGGUAUUGGAUGAUCCGGAAGGUGACUCUCUCUACAUGGUGUUGGAGAUGUGUGAGAAGGGAGUGGUGAUGAAGGUUGGGCUGGACGACACCGCCGAACCCUAUCCAGAAGAGAAGUGCAGACUGUGGUUCCGGGAUAUGAUACUUGGUAUCGAAUACUGUAUGCUUCUGGCCCUGCUGUGUUUUAAAACUAUUGACUUACUCGACCAUAGUGCAUUCUCAAGGGGUUGUCCACCGUGAUAUUAAGCCCGACAACUUGCUUCUCUCGAAAGACGAUGUCCUCAAGAUUGUCGAUUUUGGAGUGAGCGAGAUGUUUGAGAAAAAAUCGCAGAUGCUGACGGCAAAGUCGGCUGGGAGUCCCGCAUUCCUACCCCCAGAGUUGUGUGUCUCCGGUCACGGAGAUGUGAGCGGAGCUGCUACUGACAUAUGGGCGAUGGGAGUGACUUUGUACUGCCUAUUGUUCGGCAAACUCCCGUUCUGUCAUUCUGGUGUCGUCCAGCUUUAUGAAGCGAUCAAAAACGACGAGUGAGACCCGCUGGACCUCAGCCUUUGAGCCGCGCUAAUUCUGUGGAAAACCAGACUCUUCAUUCCCGAGGGCCUCAAUCCCGACACUACGGAUCUCCUAAGAAGACUUCUUGAGAAAGACCCCGAUAAACGUAUCAAAAUGCCGGAAUUGCGGGUAAGAAUCCCAUCACAGUUGUGUUUUAAUAUUCCAUUUCUAAUACUCGUCUCCCAAGGAGCAUCCUUGGGUCACCCGCAGAGGAGAAGAUAUGCUAUUGCCCAAGGAGGAAAACACCUCUGAAGUAAUUCCUUCGCCAACCCCUGAAGACGUAGCGUCCGCCAUCACCAGAAGUAUCCGUAAUGUUAUGGCAGUGGUGUGUUAACACGGCGUGCGUUUUUUAUCUAGCCUCAGCUUGUUAACCUGCGAAAUAGGUCAAAGCUGUUCAGAAACUGAAGCGUUUGACUCUCAAACGCUUCCGACACCCAUACCUAUCUGCCAAAGAUGGGCCACUGUCAAUUGAAAAUCUUCCGGCCCGCUCGAAGACCUAUGAAUGGGAUAGUCGGGAACAUUUAGAACAGAAGCUCGCUGUGUCAGGCGUCACGAAAGAUCUGUCCGUAGUCAGCAUUAGCCAAACUCCGCAAAAACCCAUCAGUUCGGCUGCCGGAAACCAGGAUACUGAAAUGGCGGACAAUAUUCAACGCAUUGAUGUUGAGUGCCACCACUUUGGAAUCUCAGAAACGGUAGAUUCGCCCAUGGAGGAAAGUCCACCAUUAUUGAAUGAAGUGCCAAAGGGCCAGGCAUUAUCCCCAUUGGAUGAGGAACCACACUUUCUUCAGAUUGGCGUAGGAAGCGACCAACCUGCAGAGGAGGCGUCGAGGGUAAUCAGUGAAUCUCCUCCGCCAACUGAGGAGAAUGUCUACGCAGAGGCAUAUCGAGGGGAUGUGGCACGCAUCAUGGAGGAGCGAGGGCAAUCGGCAACAAUUUACCGCACCAAAUGGGUAGAGUAAUAUGUUACACUUAAGAAUUGAACAGCGGAGGCAGUUCCGCCGCCUCCCUUUUUUUUCUUCUUUUUCUUUCCCUACAAGCCCACUUUGCUGUGAAAUCAAGCUCAACAGACCCUGGAUAUGCGGGGUUAGAGAAAAUGAUAAAUGGUCCGGGUAUUGUGUGGUCCACGGAUUUCUGGCUGGGAUCCCUGUGAUGAUGAUCGGAUUCUUUUUAAAAAAAAAUUAUCCCACUUUUCCCUUUUUUUCUUCUUCUCUCCUUCUAUCUGUAGGGCUCACGUAGGGAUGCCGUGCUUUGCGGCAUGAUACUGUGGGGGGGCACUGUUGUGGUACACAAGUCUAGUGUCUCGGGGAGUAUGGUAUCGAUAAGUGGAU
Molecule: messenger RNA, 2586 nt
Organism: Tuber aestivum (summer truffle)
Lineage: Eukaryota; Fungi; Ascomycota; Pezizomycetes; Pezizales; Tuberaceae
Source: the annotation of a GenBank genome assembly